Messenger RNA from Nasonia vitripennis (jewel wasp), 3232 nucleotides. RefSeq names its product prion-like-(Q/N-rich) domain-bearing protein 25. Bases 27 to 1901 code for a protein of 624 amino acids. Lineage: Eukaryota; Metazoa; Arthropoda; Insecta; Hymenoptera; Pteromalidae. The record is from RefSeq and is a predicted model, not a curated record. The transcript has 13 exons.
AGUCUGUGUUUCGAUAGAGCAAGAACAUGACCGCGUCCAGGUUAAUUUACUUUUUAUUCAUUGUCCCGGUGGCUCUUUUCCACGAACUACAAAAUGAAAAUGUUGAAAACGGUGUAGUCAAAAGGGCCAUCAACUCGCUGUGCCAAACCACGGAAAACUGCACUGUCGAAAAUUCGGAGUGCAUCGAAGACGUCUGCAAGUGCCGGAAUGGCUUUAUCAUCGAUGGGUCGCUCUCUAAGUGUUUAAGAGUGGCCACCGGCUAUAACGAAGAGUGUGCAGAAAGCGUUCAGUGCUCGCGAUUUCUAUCGGUUGGUGGAAGCUGCGAAAACGGUGUUUGUGUUUGCGUCGUUGGAUAUCAUUAUUUGCACGGCUUUUGCCACUUAUCGAAAGGAUUGAAUGAUUCUUGCCAAGAGGAUGACGAUUGCUUCGUGGGGACCGAUUAUGCAGCAGCUUCUUGCGUGGAUGGCGUUUGCAAGUGCAGUAAUGGAUUUUAUCAGCGAGAGAACAACACAUGCCGACGGAAAGCUCUCGAGGUUGGAGGCGAUUGCAUUGUAGACUCGGACUGUGUCUUCGAUGAAAAAGCAAAAUGCGUAUCCGAUAAGUGCGUUUUGGAAGAAAUCAGCGAAGGGCAGCCUGACAGUAUUGUGUUCGAUGAUAUUUUCGAAGACGACGAAGGAAGUGGACCAUCAGAGCCAACGAUAACAGUCGGCAGCGGUUGCGAGAUUGACGAGAAUUGCGAGCCUAUAACCAAUUCUUACUGCAGCCUGGAGAAAAAAUGUACGUGCAAUCGAGCGUAUUUUCCAUCCGAGGAUUUGGCCCACUGCAUUCCAGAAAUUGGCGAAAGUUGCGAAGAAACUGAGACAGCUAUGAUGGAGAAAACUGUGUGUAAAGAUGGACUCUGGACUUGCGAUUACAUCUACGUUGGCGUGAAGAGCAAUCAGCUUUGCCGUAAAAUGCUUCGGACAAUCGGCAGCAAAUGCAUCUACCCCGAGCAGUGUCAGCUGUUCGGUCCACGAGUUAAAUGCGUGAACGAAGCGUGCGUUUGCGAUGAAACGUCUCACUGGCUCGAGUCCGAGAGCUUUUGUUGGCUAAGCAAAAAGAUAGAAGAGUUCUGCGAGUCCGACAACGACUGCGACCAGCCCGAGGGUAGUCCCAAAGUUCUGUGCAAGAGCAACGGGGGCGAGAAAAAGUUCUGCACUUGUCCCGAGGCAACCCACGUUAGCGUGGACAAGGCAUACUGCGUUAAGGAUGCACCAGAAUUGGAAAGUUAUUGCCAAAGCCAUGAAGAUUGUGGCAGCCUUGCCAAUGUCUUAUGCUCCGACGGGAAAUGUAAAUGCAAAGAAAAUUAUUUCGUGUCUGAAGGAACGUGUUUGGCAGGACUAGAUGCAACUUGUGAAACUGCGAACGACUGCAAACAAGCCAAUACUGUAUGCCAAAAUGGAACCAACAUCUGCCAAUGCUCAGAAAACUAUGUGGCAAAUCCCAAAAACGAGUGCGUUAUGAAAUCAUCGUACCAGGAGCAAUGCAACUACGAUGUGCAAUGCUCGUCGGUCGUCCCUAACACGUACUGCCAUUUCGAAAGCGAGUCAAAGGAAAACUCGCUGGAAAAUUCAGAGGCAGAAGAUAAACAUGGACGUUGCCAAUGUCUCGACGCGCAUUUCCACAACAUGAACUCGUGUUUUAUGAAAAGGAAUAUGGGCGAGGAGUGCAGUAGAGUAGGCGAAUGCUUCGCACAAGAUUCUAAAGCAGUUUGCCGCAACGGGAUAUGCUCGUGCGAGUUCGGUUUUGUACUGAAGGGAAAGCAAUGCGUGAAAGUAAACAGUGCGCCAUCAGUAAUGAACGUGCAGACGUGGCUACUUCUGCCUUCGGCCGCAUUUUUCGCAUUGAAAGCUUUACGAUAAGCGUGAUUUAACCGGAUGAUCGUAUAGUCGCUUCGAUUUACUCAGCAGUCCAACCCAGAGCUUUUUAAUAAAACAAAAAGCUCGCGUUGCACCUAUCGAAAGGUUCUCUCGUGCAUCAUUUACCAGACGUGCCCUCAAUCCGUCGGCUGAUCGGUUCAUUCUUUAAUCGCGAUUGUUACAUUAUGCUCUGCUCGGUAGUGAUUGGGGAAUGUUUGCUUAUGGCAACUACUUGAUUAUGCGAUGUUGGAAUAACCAAUCGACGCGUAAUGUUUUUCUUUUGUUUCCGCGAAUUUUAUGCAACAAGAAAUUAAAACAUCAACGUCAGAAUUUUCAACAUAAAGUCAAACACAUUUCAAAAGUUGUUAUACACACAUUACUACAGCCUAUACUAUACACGAUAAACGUUUACUUUUGCAAUCAAUAUAUUAGAAUAAUACUCUAAGAUUAAUAUCGGUUAUCAUUCAAAUCCUAAAAAAGCAAAACGACUCCAACCUAGUAUUCGAACCUACCUAUUCAAAAACCGUUUCGUCAGUCUUAUCGCCACCGAUCCAUCCAUUAUACCAUCCCUUUCUCGCUCAUCUUCCGAAAAGCCUGCAAUCAGCUUACAGUAAAAAUCCAAACUCCCGAUCGAUAGUCUGCCUUACAACCGCACAGGAGGUGAAAAAAGAGAGAAUACUAUAACAUAGCUCGCAGAAAAGAAAUCCUGCCACCUAUACACCCGCAGCAAACGUCCAUCAAGAUAAGCGACAACGCACGCGAUCAGCAAUGACGUUGUCGUGGCCGUUUUUCGCACCCGCAUAGUGACGUCAUGCUGGUCUCUAUAGACGCGCGCAAAAGAGUGGUAACAAUAGCGAAGGGGUCAAGGUGAUUUUUCGAGGUAAGAACACGUGAACAUCGCAGAGGACUGGACGAUCGAAUUUUUCGUGGCCGAGUCUCGGAGAAUGUUUGGGUUGGCGACGUAGGCAGUCGAUCGAUCUGUCGUGCGUGCUGACCAGAAUGUGUGUGAAAAAGAGAGCGAAUUAGCUCUUUUUAUGUGGCGCAGAAAAAGAAGCUUCGAUGGAUUGGUUGAGCUUUUCAAGGGGAUAAAGUCAAGUUUCGCGUGCACAUUUUUUAGCUUACAGUGAUUACGCGGACUUCUCGAAUGCCGAUAAUGAAUGUUGUAGACGAUGUUUGAAUAUCAGAUUUGAGAAUUGGAUAAGUUUUUGUAAAUCAUGAAGUAAAAUGUUAUUGGAUAUCAUGUUGCUGGGGCGAAUUGUCGCGUGAUAAUUAAAAAUAAAUAACGUCCCCCACUUCUGCAAUAUGUCAAGUUCAAUUAAACUUACGAAAACUAA